AUAAAUAUGUUUGUGUGUGUGAGUGUGUUUUGGUCAUAGUUGACUAAAACUAUACAUGAAAUUGUAGAAGAACAAGACUAUGUUAUUGUUAACUUCUUAGUAGUUGUUACCAUUAUUCCACGCAGCAACAACAUUUCCUUAUGUCUUAAAUUCACAUUCUUCUCUAUAUAUACUUCUCUCUCUGCAUCCACCAGCCCUUCUUCUACCUUGAUCCUGCGUCUUUGACCUUUCUUUACUUCAAGCGCCUAUCUGAUCUACUAACCAUCAAACCAAGAAAGUGAGAAUACUGGGAGAGCUUGAAUUGGGUAUUUCAUUUUGGCAUUUAUAUCUUUGAAAAAUUUGUGGCAAUGACACUGGCUUUUGGACUAUAACUAAUUCCAUAUUUGGAGUAACAUGUCUGAUAAGGUGGUUCCCAAACUUCGGGUAGUUCGAUGUCCUAAAUGCAACCAACUUCUUCCAGAGCCUCCAGGAUAUGAACUUUACAAGUGUGGUGGAUGUGGCACACUCCUUAAAGCUAAGGGUUUGUCUGUGACCUCAGCAUCUAGUAUACAAGAAACCGAUGCAGCUCCUAGAAACGCAUUGGAUCUUGUUUCAGAGGGUAAACUUGAUAGUUUGAAGGCUAAAGCAGCUAUUUCUUCUGGAGAAUGUUCUAUGGAUGGAAAUGUAGGAAGUGUUCAAAAUGAAAAUGGUGAAUACAAUAGCAACGAGCUUGUACCGGUUAACGUAUCAGAUGAAGAACUUGAAAGUGAGUUGGAUAUCUGUAAAUUGUCACUCAAAAGGAAUAGAGUGCCCAACAAGGGUGUUUCAAAUAAGAUCACUCCUUGUGAGAUUGAGGAGAUAGAUAAUGGGAAGUUAUUAUUUGAAGGAUCAUCAAAGAAGGAGUUAAUUUUUGCAUCAGAUGAAAAUGACAAUAAUGACAAAUCAGUUUCUGAAAUGGGAAUUAUUGAAAGUGAUUUACAAGGAGUCGAACAGGAGCUAGAUAUAUAUGUACAAGAUGGAGAAGAUCCCAAGAAGAACCAAUUAGCUAUGAGGGUUGCAAAGUCCAAAAUGUACUCUGCAGAAAGUGCUUCUACUACUAAAAAGCCAAGCACUGUAAAAGGAAGCACUCUACAUGUUACUCAUGGUAAACUUGAAGAAAGUGCAUCUAGUAAACCUGUAUCUCCUUCUAAUAAACAACAGAAGCACGCUCAGAAAACAAUUCGCGGUAGCUUUGACCGUGAAAGGCCUGUGGAAGCAUUAGAUAAGAAGGAGUUAAUUGAUCCCAGUUCAGAGGUUAGUGGCAGUCUUGGAAAAUUGUCUAAAUCCCCAACCACUGGAAGCUCUUAUUCUUAUGAUGGAAUGAAUGAGCAGUUCCCUACCCCACAUUUGGAUUCUUUGAGGAACAGUCACACCGUUGCUGAGGGAAGGACCGGAAAGGGUAAAGGCCUUGUUAAUAGCUUGCUAUAUGGAGAUUUUGGAACACAGCAUCAAUCAGAUAUGCUCCAUGAAAAGCAUCAUGUCAUGAAAGAUAGCAGAAGGACAGGGACUCAAAAAAUGUUGGAGGCUACAAGACAUGGUGAUCAACAUGGGAUGAGAGCAAAGAGAGAUGAGUUUCCAAUUCAAUCAAGAAUGCCUUUCCAUCAAAGUGGCCAUGAAAGCGGCACCCCGUCAAACCGAAUGCGUGAUGACCUCCAUAGCAAGUCGAGCUUUGCUUCACCUAACUCAAAUGAGGACACUGAGCAGGAGAAGGUGAAACUGUUGAGAAUGAUUAAUCAAAUGCAGGAACAACUCCAAAGGAGUCGCUCUUUGAGUGAGGAAUCCAAUGGAAGGUUUCCAUCCACAGGUUUCCAUCAUAUUUCUGCAUAUCAUGACCAUGACCCUCAUAAGGGAAGGUUUCCUCACACUCUGAAUCACCUAAGGUAUAAUGAAAGGUCUAGCCAUGAAGUCGUAUCGCACCAAAGGCACAAUUUUUCACAGAUGCCUUAUUCAGCUGAGGCAACAAGAAGUUCACCCCACGUUGAUCAUUCUUAUUACCACUUCCAUCCCCAUUUCUCAACAGAUUUGCCUCCACAUGUUCCUUUCCAUCAUGAAGGGUUACACAGGUCCUAUCCAGGCCAAGAUUAUUCCUCUUAUCACAGAUUUUACCCUUCAACUCCACAAAGUUAUGCAGCCUCUAAAUCUGGUGAUCAGAGGAAUAGGGUUCCUGCGGUUAGGAAACACUCAAGGGAGAAAAAGAACUUGGCUAAGAGGCAUCACAAGCCAGUAGCUGGUGGAGCACCAUUUGUCACUUGUCAUAAUCGUAAGUGUUUAAAUCUGCUGCAUCUGCCUGUGGAUUUUCUCCUUUCAAAAAAGGCAUGUCAUCAGCUGAGAUGUGGUAAGUGUUCAGAGAUACUGGAGUUUUCUCUGCAGAAUGGAAGACAUAUGGUUUCUUUUUCAUCAAAUGCUAAAGGCCCUCCAUCAAGUGAACUUAAUGACCAAAGCAAGGUGAUUAGUGGCAGCUAUCAUGCCAACUAUUACAAGUAUUCACCUGCAGAACCUAUUUCAUUUGUUGAUGAUUAUGGGCUUCCUGUCUCUAAAAGCCACUCCUCCGAAGGUGAUCCUGGUUAUCUGACACAGUUUCAUCCCUUGCAUGGAAGUAAAUUUGAUCACCCAACUGUGUCUGGUGGUACAAUUGAGCCUAUAACAGAGAGGGAGAAGAUUGCUUCAAGAUAUUCUAGUACAAUCAGGGCUCCAGUGGAGAAACUGUCAACCGAAACGGAGGCAGGAUCAACACCAACAACUUCAUCACUUCAUAAACUGAUGGGUUAUUUUUCACCAAGUCAAGUGAGAAGAGGGACUCGGUCAUCUGUUAUAGGUAAAAGGAGCUCAUAGUCAAUUGUGAAAAUGAUCAGAGUCAUGAAAGAUAGCCAUAAAUUUCAACAGAGCUGAAAUGCUUGGUGAAUCUAAACUGAAGCUGGAAUGAUCAAGAAUAUGGGAGUACUGAAAUUGUGAUGUAGUGAUAUAGCAGCCACAUGAUGAUCCUGAUGUAUCUGUUUCAUAGUUUCUUCUUAAAUAUCUGCUAUCUUGAACUAGGCCAUAGGUGUAUGAGAAAUAGUUUAGCUCAAUUUUUCAAUUCUAUUUUAUGUAUACUAGUUCCACAACAGGUUCUGUACACAUGUCAUGCACAGGAAUUAAGAUUAUUUUUGUAAAAAAUAUGAUUUUGUGGCAUAAAUUGUUUAAUGUGGCCAUUCUUGUAAGAUCAGAGUUACUA
Molecule: messenger RNA, 3229 nt
Organism: Lotus japonicus
Lineage: Eukaryota; Viridiplantae; Streptophyta; Magnoliopsida; Fabales; Fabaceae
Product: protein ENHANCED DISEASE RESISTANCE 4-like
Exons: 3
Coding region: 394-2850 (818 amino acids)
Biological process (GO): regulation of defense response to fungus
Source: RefSeq, a predicted model, not a curated record